Gastrolobium bilobum is the source of this 1017-nucleotide messenger RNA. RefSeq lists its product as uncharacterized. The record is from RefSeq and is a predicted model, not a curated record. The transcript is spliced from 3 exons. The coding region runs from base 1 to 1017 and encodes 338 amino acids. NCBI's taxonomy places the organism in Eukaryota, Viridiplantae, Streptophyta, Magnoliopsida, Fabales, Fabaceae.
AUGGCAUUUAAUCCUUUCGAAGUCAAUGUUGUGGACACGCAAGAAGCUCAAGAUGAUUUUGAAGACACUGAGUUGAUAACUCACGUAGAGGCCUCUACUACAUGGACAGUUUGGAGGGAUAAUAUGGCCACUCAGAUAUACAGCCAUUUAGCAUUGCAAAUGGCUGAAAAUAAUCAACCAUCAAGGAAAAGAGUCAACCAUACUUGGUCAGGGGAAGAGGACAAAAUACUAGUUGAAUGUCUGCUUGAAAUCGAUGAACUGUGGAAAGGAGAUAAUGGUUUCAGGCCUGGAUUUGCAACUCAAUUAGAGAAGAUGAUGGGUUACAGGAUACCUGUAUGUACUUUGAAAGGUACUCCUCAUAUCACAUCAAGAAUUAAACUGUUAAAGAGGCACUACAAUGCCAUAUGUGAAAUGAUUGGAUCAGUUAGAGGCAGUGGCUUCGGUUGGAACGAUAAAGACAAAAUGAUAGCUGUUGAAAAGGAAAUUUACAAUGAAUGGGUUAAGAUCCACCCAAAUGCUAGAGGCCUUUACAUGAAGCCAUUCCCUCACUUCGAUCAAUUAGGACUAAUAUUUGGGAAAGACGGUGCAACUAGGAAUGAUGUAGAGGGGCCACAAGAUGCUGUGGAUGAAAUUGAGAAAGAAGUGGUUGCUGCUGCUGAGAGUGGGAUUGGAGCAGAUUACAUCUUUGAGUGGUUAGGUGACACAAUGCAAACAUCUCAUUAUGAGAUGACAGUUGUGGACAGUGCCACCCAAGAUGCACCAUCACAGUCCCCUGUGUCAACCUUUGUUGCUAAAAAAGGUAAGAAACGCGGCAGAUCUGAUGAAGAAUUGGUGGUUUUGGUUGCUGAUGCUAUGAAGGAUCUAAACCAGAAUUACAAAAACAGUAAUGAGAAUAUCAGUAAGUUGGUUCCUUGUUUUAAAUAUCAAGCUGAGGAUCGAGACAAAAGGAAAUCAAUUCUUGAAGAAUUGAAAAAGAUUGAAGGGUUGAGUGUGCCACUGCCUCAAGGGUUCACAUAG